Dermochelys coriacea (leatherback sea turtle) is the source of this 883-nucleotide messenger RNA. Its product is annotated as C-type lectin lectoxin-Phi1-like. Bases 76 to 807 code for a protein of 243 amino acids. The record is from RefSeq and is a predicted model, not a curated record. NCBI's taxonomy places the organism in Eukaryota, Metazoa, Chordata, Testudines, Dermochelyidae. The transcript has 6 exons.
UGUUGCAAGCCCUGGUGCUGCACUCAGUCUGUGGUGGAGACGCUGCCGCUCCAUGGGAAACUGCUUCACAGUGCGAUGCAAACAGCGGCCGAUUACUGCAGGUACCAGAACGAUGCCAUAGAGCUGUCGCAGACCAAAAGAGCCAAGAUGCCAUACGGGAGGCCAGAUUCGAUGGGCAGUUUUGAGGAUGACUUCGAGAGGGAUUAUGAGAACGUCAAUCCCAAUCAGCCACCACCCCAGCCUCAGAUACAGCCACAGUGGCAAGCAAAGGCAGAGCCAGCUGUCUCCACUCUGAAGGCAGUGGAGCAGAGAGGCUGUGGGAGAAAGUCCUGGGGCAUCCUCUUAGCCCUGCUGGUGGUGUCUCUGCUGGUGUCGACAGCCGCCUUCUUGCUCAUGCUCCUGAAAUGGAUCCCGUGCUGCCCAGAUGGCUGGGAGGAGUACCAGAAGAAAUGCUACUUCUUCUCCUCGGAGAAGGAGCCCUGGGAUACGGCCAAGAGAGCGUGCAGCAGCCACAGUGCAGAGCUAGCUGUCAUCAGCAACCAAUGGGAGCAGGCCUUCCUGACAGUGGGGAUCAAUUCUGUUCGACACUGGAUUGGCCUGAGCCACAAAGGCACAGAAGCAAGCUGGACGUGGGUGGAUGGCUCACCGGUAUCAUAUACAUCUUGGUCUUCAGGGAUCGCCAGUGUUAAUAACACUCAGAAACACUGCAUCCAUCUCACAGAGGGUGUCAGAGGCGAGUGGAGCAACACAGAGUGUGAGACUCGCUAUAACUUCAUUUGUGAAAGAUCUGGGCCCUUUUGUGUGUAAUUUGCACCUUUGAAAACAUUUUGUCAUUUUGAGGUUUAUUUUCUUUAAGCAGCCAAUAAAAGUCAAUAGAGCCCUA